This is a messenger RNA of Mesorhabditis belari, 1011 nucleotides long. The record is from the annotation of a GenBank genome assembly. Lineage: Eukaryota; Metazoa; Nematoda; Chromadorea; Rhabditida; Rhabditidae.
AUGGUCGAGACAAAGUCCACAAAGCGAUACGAAAAGAUCAAGCAUUUGGGAGAAGGUCAAUUCGCCAAUGUCUACAAAGCCAAAGACAAUGUGACUGGAGAAGUGGUGGCGAUCAAGAAGAUCAAACUUGGCUCAAGACACGAAGCAAAAGAUGGCAUCAAUCGAACCGCUUUGCGAGAGAUAAAACUUUUGAAAGAAAUUCACCACGAAAACAUCAUCUCACUACGAGACGUCAUCGGUAACAAAAGCAGUAUUUCGCUGGUUUUCGACUUCAUGGAGACGGAUCUCGAGCAUUUGAUCAAGGAUACGACAAUCAUCCUCUCUUCUCCACACAUCAAGAAUAUAAUGAUGCAGACGUUUCUUGGGCUCAACUUUUUGCACGCGAACUUCAUUCUUCAUCGCGAUCUGAAGCCGAACAAUUUGCUGAUGAACAACAUGGGACGCGUGAAGAUCACCGAUUUUGGUCUGGCACGAUUCUUCGGGUCACCGAGUAGAGUCUACACGCAUCAGGUUGUUACACGAUGGUACCGCUCUCCUGAAUUGCUCUAUGCCGCUAAAAGCUACGGGGUGAAUGUCGACAUUUGGGCGAUGGGAUGCAUUUUCGCCGAACUUUUACUACGAAACCCAAUCUUUCCUGGAGAAAGCGAUUUGGAUCAACUUGUUAAAAUUUAUCGAUUUCUUGGCACUCCGACGGAAGAUGAUUGGGCUUUGAUGAAGCAAUUGCCCGAUUAUGUCGAGUUUACCGAGAAUUAUCCACGUAUGGAUUUCAAGGCGGUGUUUACUGCAGCUGGGGAUUCGGCAAUCGAUUUACUCGAGCGGAUGUUCGAAUUUGAUCCAUUAAAGAGAUGGAACACUGAUCAAUGCCUUGGUAGUAUGUACUUUCAGAUUGAGCCAUAUGCGUGUGAUGAUUCAGAGCUACCACUUCCCAACAAAAAUCAAAAUGCUUCGAAGAGGCGAAGAAUACUUAGAGAUGGGCCUGAAUCUCCACCAAGAAGACGUCUCGUCUUUGAU